GUUACAUUGUUAAUUUGUGGUUAAAAUUCUACUCUUGUGACAUGGAUACAUAGGAUGUGAUCCGAAAACAUAUGCCGUGGCAUGAUAUUCUAAAAUUCACACAAAAGAGUUUUAUAUAUAUAACGAUUUAAUAAAUCAAUGAAUUAAUAACAACGAAAUCUCACAAGAAGUUUCAAAUGAGAAGCAGAUGACUCUUGAAUCAGACCAUAGAUGUUGUGAGUGUAGUUUUUGGGCCAAGUAUGUGUUAUUUGGUUUUAAUUUUCUUGUAUGGGUUGCAGGAAUUGUUUUAAUUGCCAUUGGAAUUUGGGCAAGAUUACAGAAAGAAGGCUUGGAUCCAUUGGAUCAUCUUGUUACAGAUCCAGCUUACAUACUGAUAGCUGUCGGGGUGGUGAUGUUUUUUAUCAGCUUCUUUGGAUGUAUUGGUGCGCUUAGAGAAAACGUAACUCUUUUAAAGAUAUUUUGUAUUGUUGUGGUAAUCAUAUUCAUAUUACAAGUGAUCGCUGGUGUUUUGGCGUUUGUAUUUGUCGAUAGUAUUGAAAAACAAGUAUUAGACUAUAUGAAGCAUUCUCUAGAACAUUAUGACGAUAAUGCAGAUAUAAAUGAUUUGGUCGACCAAAUACAGAAACAGUAUAAAUGUUGUGGUGCCGCUAGUUACAAUGAUUGGGAAGUCAAUUUCUAUUAUAAUUGUUCCUCGACAGCUGUAUCAAGAUGUGGUGUACCAAGUUCAUGUUGUCGUCAACUAGGAAAUAGUGGAGUACAAUGCGGAUAUAAUUCAAGACGACAUGGGGAACAAUAUGCCAACGCAGUGAUCUAUAUAACUGGAUGUAUCCAUCCUCUGAUGACGGUGUUUCAAGAUAAUUUGGUGAUUAUUGGUUUGUUGGCAUUUUGUGUUGGAUUUAUUGAGUUAUUCUCGUUAUUGCUGGCACAUUAUUUGAUGAGGAAUAUAAUGCUGAACAACAAACUCUUAAACUGAGAUUGAUUGUUAUGUUGUUUUUCUGAUAUUAAUACUUGAAAAGUAUUCAUGUUCCUGAGAUUUGUUAGAUCAAUUACUUAGAAUGAUGUUAUUUAUUUUUACUAUCAAUGAUUUCUGCAUGUAUUUUUUUUUUUUAAAUCAACUCUUUUUUUCAUUAAACGUUAUCAA
Messenger RNA from Lottia gigantea (owl limpet), 1141 nucleotides. RefSeq lists its product as hypothetical. The transcript has 6 exons. The record is from RefSeq and is a predicted model, not a curated record. Lineage: Eukaryota; Metazoa; Mollusca; Gastropoda; Lottiidae. Gene Ontology annotation, cellular component: membrane. Bases 188 to 973 code for a protein of 261 amino acids.